AGAGGAAGAGAGUUGCUCAAACAAGCAUGGCUGGAAACAACGCAGCGCCGUCACUUACCAGUUCGCUAUCCAAACUGCAGUCCCUGCAUGGACUGUUUGCAAUCUAUAAGAAGCAAGGACCGACCUCUGCAGAUGUCUUGAAUAAUCUCAAAGAAGUUUUGCUGAAGGAAGCUGGCGUGAAGAACGCGAACCCGAGGAAGAGGAAGAAACAAAGUCUUAAAAUGGGCCACGGAGGAACACUCGACAGCGCUGCCAGCGGAGUGUUGGUUGUUGGUGUUGGAAAUGGCACAAAAAUGCUCAGCACAAUGUUGACCGGUUCCAAGAAAUAUACUGCUGUAGGGGAGCUGGGAAAAGCAACGGACACUCUUGAUGCUAGUGGCAGUGUUACCACAGAGAAAGACUUUAAACAUGUUACCAGGUUGGACAUUGAGGAGAAACUUCACAGUUUUGUUGGCGAUAUCAUGCAAGUCCCACCACUAUACUCUGCUUUGAAAAAAGAUGGUCAGCGGAUGUCGGUGCUUUUGAAGAAAGGUCACAAUGUUGAGGCGAAGCCAGCAAGACCUGUCACGGUGUACAAGUUGACGCUCCAAGAGUUCAAGCCCCCUCUCUUCACUCUGGAUAUUGAAUGUGGAGGUGGAUUUUAUGUCAGAAGCUUGGUGGAUGACCUGGGAAAAGCUGUCUCUUCAUGUGCUCACGUCAAGGAGCUGAUCCGCACCAAACAGGGUCAGUUCACCUUGGAAGAUCAUGCCUUACAGGAAGAGCACUGGACACUGGAGCAUAUCCUUAAAUCAUUGCACCUGUGUCCGGACGAGGUGGCAGCAGCAGAGGGUAGCACCUGAGAGACCAAGUUAAGAUAUACACUUGUAAACUUAUUCAAAUGUAGGUUACGCUAUAGUAAUUAUCAGAGGUUUUCAAGUAGGAUAGUGGGGUUUUUUUUAAUUGUCAGAAUGUGCCAGUUGGUGUUUGCAGAAUGAAAUAUGCAAAUCAUGUUUAUUUUUGUAUUUAGUUGAGUCAUUAUAAAUCAAAUCAACUUUAUUUAUAAAUAAUAUGCAGAAAUCUUAGCUUUCUUUGCUGAUAACUUAAUUUUCUUACAUUUUGUAUGCAAUAGAAGGACUCCUUCCACUAUUCAGUCCCUUGUGGUUUGUUUGAUUCAGUGUCAAAUAGUUAUUUUAUUUACUAGCCUUGUUUUUUUACUGCAAGAUAGCACAUUGCUCUAUACUGGCACUGCUGAACAAGAAAACAAUUUGGUUGUUUUUUGGGUAAUGGGUCACAAAAUUGGGGAUACGUGUCAUUUGCGAUGAACUCUGAUGCUCUUUUUCUUUAAAACUUGUUUCAUUUUAAUGCAACAUUUUUGUUGUAAUAUUUCUUGAUAAUCUUAAAGUCACGGGUGGCCAAAGUGUGCCUCGCAGCGUUUAUUUUUAUUGGCCCUAGGCACAUUCUAAAAAUGUACUGUAUGUAACUUUAAAUGUUAUAAUUAUGAAAUACAAUUGCUUUCAUACACAUGUGGGAAAUACAGUAUAUUUAUCUUAGUUGUUCAGUAGAAAUUGAAGAUAUUUUUCCCACAUGGUUACAUUAAAGGGGAACAUUAUCACAAUUUCAGAAGGGUUAAAACCAUUAAAAAUCAGUUCCCAGUGGCUUAUUUUAUUUUUCGAAGUUUUUUUCAAAAUUUUACCCAUCACGCAAUAUCCCUAAAAAAAGCUCCAAAGUGCCUGAUUUUAACCAUCGUUUUAUACACCCGUCCAUUUUCCUGUGACGUCACAUAGUGAUGCCAACACAAACAAACAUGGCGCAUAGAACAGCAAGCUAUAGCGACAUUAGCUCGGAUUCAGACUUGGAUUUCAGCGGCUUAAGCGAUUCAACAGAUUACGCAUGUAUUGAAACGGAUGGUUGUAGUGUGGAGGCAGGUAGCGAAAACGAAAUUGAAGAAGAAACUGAAGCUAUUGAGCCAUAUCGGUUUGAACCGUAUGCAAGCGAAACCGACGAAAAGACACGACAGCCAGCGAUACGGGAGAAAGCGAGGAUGAAUUCGGCGAUCGCCUUCUAACCAACGAUUGGUAUGUGUUUGUUUGGCAUUAAAGGAAACUAACAACUAUGAACUAGGUUUACAGCAUAUGAAAUACAUUUGGCAACAACAUGCACUUUGAGAGUGCAGACAGCCCAAUUUUCAUCAAUUAAUAUAUUCUGUAGACAUACCCUCAUCCGCUAUCUUUUCCUGAAAGCUGAUCUGUCCAGUUUUGGAGUUGAUGUCAGCUGGCCAGGGAAGCUAGGGUCGAUAUUCUUCUCUUGAUCAUCUUCGGUGGCAUAAGGGACGGUGUGAGCCAAGACAUCCAGGGGGUUUAGCUCGCUCGUCUGCGGGAACAAACUGCCGCCAUUGCUUGCCGUGCUACCGAGGUCUUUUGUCCCUGAAUUGCUCACACACUCCGGCAGAUUCAAUGGGGGUCUGGCGGCAGAUUUCUUUGACUUUAUCGUUGGAAAUGCAUCUGCUUUGAGUGUCGCAGGAUAUCCACACAUUCUUGCCAUCUCUGUCGUAGCAUAGCUUUCGUCGGUAAAGUGUGCGGAACAAACGUACAAUUUCUUGCCACUUUCGCAUCUUUGGGCCACUGGUGCAACUUGAAUCCGUCUCUGUUUGUGUUGUUACACCCUCCGACAACACACCGACGAGGCAUGAUGUCUCCAAGGUACGGAAAACAGUCGAAAAAACGGAAAAUAACAGAGCUGAUUUGACUCGGUGUUUGAGAAAAUGGCGGAUUGCUUCCCGAUGUGACGCCACGUUGUGACGUCAUCGCUCCGAGAGCGAAUAUUAGAAAGGCGUUUAAUUUGCCAAAAUUCACCCAUUUAGAGUUCGGAAAUCGGUUAAAAAAAUAUAUGGUCUUUUUUCUGCAACAUCAAGGUAUAUAUUGACGCUUACAUAGGUCUGGUGAUAAUGUUCCCCUUUAAAUAUUAUAUACAGCAGUAACAUUCACAGUUGCAUAUAUAGAAAUAGUUUUUCACCCACAGAAUCUUGGAAGUUUUACGUUACCUAUUGUGUAUCGAUUCUAUACUGUGACAAGACAGACCUCACUUGUCAUGAAAAGUAAAAACAAAUGUGUCCAAUGUUCUGUGUCAUAGUUUAUUUUUGUGUGAUUGCAAUACUUUUGGCAGUGCUUUGAUUUUCACAUGGCCCACUUUUCAUAGGAUUUGGUUUUUGUAUACCAUCUUGGUUAGUGUAUGGCCAAACAUUUUCAUUGAGUUCAGUCUCUUCCCCCAAUAUCACAAUCCUUCACAUUUCAUGUUGUCACAAUGAGAUACGUGUCGUGCUUGGAUUUUGCUCCCA
Molecule: messenger RNA, 3313 nt
Organism: Nerophis lumbriciformis (worm pipefish)
Lineage: Eukaryota; Metazoa; Chordata; Actinopteri; Syngnathiformes; Syngnathidae
Gene: trub1
Product: TruB pseudouridine (psi) synthase family member 1
Biological process (GO): mRNA pseudouridine synthesis; tRNA modification
Cellular component (GO): nucleus
Molecular function (GO): RNA binding; pseudouridine synthase activity
Source: RefSeq, a predicted model, not a curated record